AUGUGAUGUAAUACAUGUUCGUUAUUGAAUGAUAGCAAAGGGGAAGUUUCGUUUACUCCGUAGGCCAGAGGCGUGUCUGUCUAAUGAUAUAAGAAGGAACAGUCACCAGCACACACACCAACUCACAUUUCUGCUGUGCGGACUCGUUUCUCACCCUCCCUGUGCAGCUGAACACCAUAAUCAUGUGUCCAGGUUUCCUGAACCUUGCUUUACUCUUGUCUUUAUGUGUGUGUCUGGCAGUGGGCAUGGCUGUCUCAGAGGAGUUACUGCAGAUAAAGUCUGUCUCCGGUUCGGAUGUUAGGCUGCAGUGCACGGCUGUAUCCCAGCCCGGGGUCCAGUACAGGGCAGUGAGGUGGUACAAGGUCAGGGACCCGCCGUCUCCGUCUCGCCUCAGCGGCCUUUUGACCAGAGACCUCCCCGACGGCCCGACACGAUGGUACACCAGCGGGGACCAAGAGGCAGAGCUGAUGAAAGAAUCCAACGGCAUCUUCCUGCCCAACGUGACGUGCGAGGAAAGCGGCGUGUACGAGUGUCACCUGGCGGCGCCUGUGGGAGAACAAAACCGCGACGGCCGGGUACAACUCACUCUGACAGAUUGUCCAGACAUUUUCGGGGAAAUUGUGAUGACAGACACUUACAUGGUUAUCGUCGCCACAGCAGUGCUGGCGUUUGCACUGGUAGUAUUCAUAAUAAGCUAUGUUUGUUUGAGGAACACCAUCAAAGGUAAAAACAAGACAACAGUAAAAGAAACUUUAUUGGAUGCACCGCUCAAGCCACUUGAAAAGAAGGACUUAAUGUUGAUAUAUACAUUAGGUCCGAACUCAGGCAAAAUAAAGCACAUCUGUGUUUAAAGACGAAGAUUGUGCUGCAGAAAUUCCGGUAGAAGGAAUGGCUACACGACGACUGGGAGGAGAAAUCUGAAGCUUCUUUGCUAUCUAUCACUCAUCCUCAGAUGGCGCCAUUUUCUAAUUCAAUGUAUAAAAGAGGAGGAUAUGAAAAUCUAAUGAUUCCCCGACUUAAAACUCCAGCUGAGGAUGAGGAGCGAGUGCUAAUGAACUCUUCAGAAGCUAAACUAAAAGCGGGUCUUCCUCUCCCCGGACAGUCAGGCACAGCGGGGAAACGUGGAGCCGGACACCAACUGCUGUUCUGUAAAGGCAGAGCAGGCCGUCUGUGGCCGGAGGUUUCCCGGGUACAACAGGAUGGGCGAUCAUGCCCGGGGUCCUCCUGUCUAGGGUUAGGGUCAGGUCAAGUCAAGUCUGAGGAAGAUGAACUGCUGGGUCAACCUGUUUUUUCCCUUCUUUGUGCAAUGCAUACAGUUUCUCUUUUUAUACUGAGUUGUUGUAACUGCGCCCUCUGUGACCACAAGUAGCAAACACUGGAUGUUUAAAGUCCCCCUUCAGUCAGAAAUGAAAAGAUUCACUUUUAAUAGAUUCUUGAAUUUUUAACGAGGUAGGAGUAGAUGCCUUUUUUAUUGUGGAUAUUGUACUUUUAUCCAGAGAGACACACAUUAUUGUUCUUAGCAGAUUAUUUAUAUAUGUCGUAAUACAUUUGGAUGUGUCUGUAAUUUGAACGUAAUUUUUGUGAUUAUAUUAGUAUAUUUUUCUGAUGACAGUUUAAGUAUCAGUAACUCAAUUUAACUAAUAAUUUUAAGUGACACUAACUUAGUUUUGUAAGUUACAGAAAGCACUUUUUUACGAGGUAUUUCGUUUUCACAGCACAAAUAAAAAUUACAAAAUUAAGUCAGUCUCACUUAAAAUUUCUAAAACUACUUGAUCAACAAUGUUUUUUUUACCUUACAAAAUUUACAAGAAUUUCGAUGUAAUGUUUUUGAGUUAAAAUAAGUGAUCAGGUGUUUUUCAUCAUGUGUGGGUGGGGGUAAAUCCCACGCUGGGACACUUAGCUGCAGUGAGAACCGAGGCUGAGUGACCUUUUUAAAAACAAGAAGUGAAAAGCAUUACGCCUCUGCGUGGCGAUAUAACGCCUCGUCUGACCUUUUUUUUAUCACGGGAAAUCCCUUCAGAUCUGUCUCUUUAUAAUGUAGCACUUCUCUUUUAAAAGGCGUCCCACUAGAUACAUGUGACAUGUUUUUUCUCCCCCCCUUGUGGUACAACAAUGUUAAAAAUAACAGAUGUUUUAUGUCUGCAUUUAUGUAGUCAUCAAAUAAAUAGACAAAAUGACAUGAUGCAAAAAAUAUAGGAUGGUUUGUUUAGAUUUAAUGGUGUACAGAGGACCUACAGGAUAUCUGUGCUAAUUCAGUCAGUUGGAUAUAAGCAUUAUUGUUAAUUAUUGUUAUUAAUUGUUGUGACCAUGUUAUAUUAAUGGCUGCCGUACGCUGGUCUUUCAAUGUUUGGUUCAGUUUAUAUGUAGAGUUUUGUUUUCUAGGACGUUUGUAGCGAUGAAAAUGUGAAUAAUGUGAAGUAAAGAAUACCUGGAGGAGGACGCUGAGCAAAUUCAGGACAGAAAACAAUGACUGAAGCGUUUGUUUCUGAUAUAGUACGUUAAAUAAAGGUUGAAUUGUGAUGUUGAAAGCAUGUUGAAAUUGAUUGACAAUGGGACAUAGUGUUGUUUGAGGUGUUUUUUUCAUCUAUGAGGCAAUAAAAGAAGAGAAAUGGAUCUUGGAUCUGGCAUUAGUUUUGGAUUGAGAGGAGUAAGUUGAAGAGAAGGUACUGGAUACUAGAAUAUUAUCACAUGUCAGUGGUCAGGUGCAUUAAUGGUUUGGAUUUGUAGAAGUGCUGCCACUUUCAGUUUGAAAAACAAAAAGUAAAAAGAUUUUUUGGUGCAAACAAAGCUUUUCUUGUGGUAAAUGAUGAAAAAAAAACAUGUUUAUGAAAUACAGACUUUAAAUUACACUGCAAACUCAAAUUAGAGUUUAACAGCGAAACAUUUAAGAACUUUUCUCUUUGAGGGGCAGAAAAGUCUUCAAAAGGCUUGUGAUGAAGUUUAUGAUUAAAUUAUAACGAGUUAAAGACAUGUGUUUGUGGUUCUUAUGAAAGGAAGCCAUGCAGGCAGUAUUCGUGCUGCAGGGAAACUCCAUCUAUAUAUUUCUGAGUUGCUUUCUGAAAACUGAAAACGUAACAGAACUUUAAAAAGCAAUUCAUCAAUAAGGAAAGUGGAAGGAAGUUUCUUUAAAAAAGGAGAAAUUAUCUGUACAUAGCGCAGUAAUAAUGAGAAAAUGAGUUCCUCAAUUUAUUUUAUUUAAUUGUCUGUUUUGUCCAUUUCAUGUUUCCAGUAAGAAUUAAAGUUUGUGAAAAUGGGGUUUCAGUUUUAAGGAUUAUAACUUAAAGUGUUUUAAGCUGGUGUUUUUGUGACCUUGUGUUUUUAACAUGUCAUUGUACUUUAACAGCUCUGCUGCUGCUGCACUAAUGGUACACUGUAAUAUAUAUAAUAUUCCUAUUUCAUAAAACAUGUUAAGUCUGUAUGGAUUUAUCCCUCUUUCCAUCUUGUCUCUAUGUUGUUUGUAAGUCAGCUGAGCUGCAUCAUUACCAGCUGGAACAGGUUUGCUGACCUAUA
Morone saxatilis (striped sea-bass) is the source of this 3510-nucleotide messenger RNA. It is a transcript of the gene cd83, whose product is annotated as CD83 molecule. The record is from RefSeq and is a predicted model, not a curated record. Lineage: Eukaryota; Metazoa; Chordata; Actinopteri; Moronidae.